UAAACCCACGGUUUUAGGUAAGGAGGGAAUAAAGCAGGCACCGGCGAAGAUGUUUGUACGGAAAGCAGCGGUUAGUUUGCUAAGGAGAGUUCGCCUUCCUUCUCAAUCCAUCUACGUUUCGGCUUCUGCUUCCCGACCAGUUAAGGCAACCGCCACUCCAUUGCCGUUUCCUCUUUCCAGCAAAAUAAAAUUCCCCUAUCAAAUUGGUUAUGGGAGUUCAUGGAGGAUGAACCAUGCUGAUCCUUCUAUUUGGAUUAUUCUGUCUGUACAAGCUGCUAUAAUUUUGGGUAUAAAUGUCAACCAUGUUUUAGCAGAAGAUGUGUCAACAAGUUCUGAAAGUGAUGAGCAAGGUGCUAAUAUUGUUGGAUUACGCAAAAUCGAGGAUGGCUCUGUGAUAUCCAAUAUACACACAUCUAAGUGGAGAGUUUUUACGGAUAAUGGGAGGGACUACUUUUUGCAGGGAAAACUAGAGGAAGCAGAAAAGUUCUUCCUUUCCGCACUCAAGGAAGCGAAAGAAGGAUUUGGGGAGAGGGAUUCCCAUGUUGCAUCUGCAUGCAACAAUCUGGCAGAGCUUUACAGAGUUAAAAAGGCAUUUGACAAGGCAGAACCUUUGUAUUUAGAGGCCAUCAACAUACUAGAGGAGGCAUUUGGCUCUGAAGAUAUACGUGUAGGAGUUGCCUUGCACAACCUGGGACAGUUCUAUCUUGUCCAGAGAAAACUGGAAGAAUCUCAGAUGUGCUAUGAGCGUGCUUUAAAGAUCAAGGGACGUGUUUUGGGACAUAGCAACAUAGAUUAUGCAGAUACAAUGUAUCACCUUGGCACGGUACUAUAUCUCCAAGAAAAAGUAACGGACUCUGAGGUCCUUAUUCUGGAUUCCAUCAGAAUAUUAGAGGAAGGUGGUCAAGGGGAGUCAAUAGCAUGCAUCAGGAGAUUACGGUACCUGGCUCAGAUGUAUAUAAAAUCCAAUCGUACUGCCGAAGCUGAAAAUGUACAGAGAAAGAUCCUUCAUAUUGUGGAAUUAUCUAAGGGAUGGAACUCAUUGGACACGGUAAUUGCUGCAGAAAGGUUGGCGUUAACAUUACAAUCAUCUGGGAGCUUAAAAGAAGCACAGGAACUUCUUGAAAGGUGUCUUGAUGCGCGGAAAACAUUACUUCCUGAAGAUCACCUCCAGAUCGGAGCCAACAUGCUUCAUAUUGCUAGGGUGGUAAUUAAUUCCAAUCAACAUAGGAGGAUGCGUGUUUCUGAUGCAAUUGCUGAGCUUGACAAGGCAAAAGGUCUUUUAAACAAUUCAAUGAGAAUAGCAUGGCAAGUUACUACUAAAUUGAAAAGACAAGAACGCAAGAAGCAAAGUUAUGGAGUUUCUGGAAAAACUGGGAGGGAUGGCCAUGCAGCACUGAUCAUACUGUUGCAGUCGCUUGAUGCACUAGGGCUUUUGGAGAUUAGCCGUCAAGAAUUGCAGAAAUCAGUGGACAAGUCUUUAUCUUCUCCUGAGGCUAAGACUGCACAUUUUGAAUGCAUUUCUGCCUACAAAGAGUUUGCAACUGAAAGGUCAAUCAGGGAUUCUCCUGAAGUAAAGGCCGAAUAUCUUUCUUGUUUGAAGCACCUUUCAAAUCUGCUAGACGCUGAAGGGACACAACAAUAUAGAGGAACAACAUCACUAGAGCUGAAGGACGAAAUCAAGCGUGUAGAGCUUGAUAUUUCUUCAUACAGGAGGCGCAAAAGCUAAAGCCAGCAGCUUAUUUUCAUUUAAUCAUGUUUACCCUCAGAAACACAGUAGGUCUUAUUGUUAUUGUAAGUACCUGCCAUUAACCCUUCUGAUAUAUCAAAAGUUGACGUUUGAGUGGGGUAUUCCCCUUUGCUAAUUAGGCUUUGUCCCACUUCCUUA
Messenger RNA from Theobroma cacao (cacao), 1885 nucleotides. Its product is annotated as Tetratricopeptide repeat (TPR)-like superfamily protein. Gene Ontology annotation, molecular function: protein binding. Lineage: Eukaryota; Viridiplantae; Streptophyta; Magnoliopsida; Malvales; Malvaceae. The record is from RefSeq and is a predicted model, not a curated record.